UAUGGAUAAAUGUACAUUUAGAGUAGCAUUUAGAGCUAAAUGCUCUAAAUGUGCUUUUACGCGUAAGCAAAAACGGCCCAUAAGUCAACUGCCUCGUGGAGCACAUAAUGCAAUGAGUAAUAUACUUCAGCAUACCGUCAGCAUCAAAAAAACUUAAGUUCGAGAAAUCGCACUGCCUAAGUAAACUUGUUAAGCUCUCAGGGUUAUAGCUCUCCCAGGAUAUUACUUCUAUCUCCUUAGACAUGGACAUGGACUAAAAUACAGCGGCUCCGCUGGCUUGGUCAUGUCGUUCGAAUGGACACCGACGCUGCUGGUAACAGAAGAAGAGGAAAGCCCCCACUGAGUUGGAAAGACCAGGGGGUCUACUAUGUAAUGCGAUGCGAAUGUAAAAAUUUAGGCCUUUUAUGUUUCCCUUUCGCAUUGGCAGCACUGUGUAUUGCGAUAGCGAGUGUCAAACGGUAGUUUCAUCCGCAUUUUUACUGCUACAACUGAGAAGCAUUCGCAACGUUUAAAAACGUAAGUUUAAAAUGCAAAUUGUAUACUUUUAUAGCUGAAAUUUCAUAAAAAAUAUAUAGGGAAAGUACGAAAACGAAACAAAAGCAGAAAAAACCAUUCGAAAUCCUCGUAGAUUUCAUGGUAACUCAUCCGGAAUUGGCCAAGGGGUUGAUGAAGACGCCAAACGCUAAAACCGUGUCCACCAAUCUAUGGAAACGAGUUACUUCGCAGCUAAAUGCAGCUGGCCUACCGAUGCGCGACAUGGUCGGUUGGAAAAAAUUUUGGGCUGACUACAAACUACAUUUGAAGGCCAAACUGCGUCGAAACAAAACAAAUAUUUCGGGUACAGACGGUGGACCUUCUACUUAUACCCAGCUCACACAAUUGGAGCAGCAAGUGAGUGAGUGGCUAUCAAUGGAACAGUCGGUGAGCGGUGUAACAGGCGCAAGGGAGUUUGGUAUAGCGCAAACCGUGACCGAAAUACCAAUUGAAUGUCAUGUGGAGUCUAUAGGUGAUGCAAAUGAUUCUAUUGAAUCCAACUUGCAUGAAAAUGAGGAAGUUAUUUGCAAUAAUGUCGUACAUACUCCGCGCAAAAAGCGGAGUCUUUUAGAAAAACAAGUGGAAAACCAAAUUACUUAUCAAAAAAAACUCCACCAAUAUUUUAGGUGAAAUUAAUGGCAAUUUGAAAAAAAUAUUCAAAACAAUGAAGAAAAAUUCAAAAAUUUAAAAGAAAAAGUUGAGUCCAGCUCAAGAAAAAUUUCUCCACAAACAAAAAUUGAGACUUGAAGUAAACAAAUUAGAAAUUAAAAAGCAAAUGUUGGAUGUGGAAUUA
Rhagoletis pomonella (apple maggot) is the source of this 1327-nucleotide messenger RNA. RefSeq lists its product as uncharacterized. The record is from RefSeq and is a predicted model, not a curated record. The coding region runs from base 634 to 1164 and encodes 176 amino acids. NCBI's taxonomy places the organism in Eukaryota, Metazoa, Arthropoda, Insecta, Diptera, Tephritidae. The transcript is spliced from 2 exons.